Molecule: messenger RNA, 1454 nt
Organism: Rubroshorea leprosula
Lineage: Eukaryota; Viridiplantae; Streptophyta; Magnoliopsida; Malvales; Dipterocarpaceae
Source: the annotation of a GenBank genome assembly
GUGUUUUCUAGAUAAGGCCAAAGAAACUAUGAGAGUUGAUGGCGAUCCAUUCCCUAGCAUGUCUGUUGGGGUAAAUGCAGUAGAUCUCAAGAGUAUUGCUAGAGACAGAACUCAGCCAUAUUCUAGGUGCAGACUUGUAGCUGAUGAUAUGAGAUGGAUCAUUAAGGAAAUAAAGGCUUGUAGAAAGCAGAUCAAAUCAGGCUCAUCCCGAAGGAGAAAGCAUAGGGGGCACAACAUAACUCAGCAGAAAAAUAAUACAGACCAGGGAACUGUGAUAUCUGGACAUGCAGAAAAGCCUAGAAUGGUGAAACCACCACCCAGAUCUUUAAGCAAACGGUGGGAAUGUGUGGUUCAUCCAAAAUUUCCUAAGGUUAGUAGAGAGACGUCGACUACAGAUUGUAGACUUGGGGGGCAUGGCAAAUCAGACUCAGUUGCUCCUAACAAGAAGAAAAUCAUUGUGGAAAAACGGAUUUGUGUAGACAUAUCUGAGGUAGUUUAUGAAGGUGAAGAGGAGGACUCAAAGGACCAGAUAACUCUAGAGGAAUUAGAUCUGACACCUAAAAAACUCAAUGAUCUAAAGGCAGAAGUACAAGAUCCCUUAGGUCUGGAAAGAAAUUUGGUAGAGCAUAGAUUACCAAUUAAAGAAGGCUUUAAACCUUUCAAGCAGCCACCCAGACGAAUGUCUCCAGAAGUUACUUUGAAAGUCAAAGAGGAGAUAGAGCAACUGUUAAAGAAUGGCAAAUUGAGAAUCCGUGUGGACUUUAGAAAUUUGAAUCUAGCAACACCAAAAGAUGAAUAUCCUACGCCUAUUGCAGAUUUGCUGGUGGAUGGUGCAGCACGCCAUCGAGUUUUGUCAUUCAUGGAUGGCCAUUGUGGGUACAACCAGAUUUUUAUAGUAAAGGAGGACAUUCCAAAGACCGCUUUUUGUUGCCCAGGAGCUAUUGGUACUUAUGAAUGGGUGGUAAUGCCAUUUGGUUUAAAAAAUGCGAGUGCAACUUACCAAAGAGCCAUGAACGCCAUCUUUCAUGACAUGAUUGGUUGUUUCAUGGAGAUUUAUAGUGAUGAUGUGGUGGUGAAGUCCAAUGAAGAUGAAGAACAUCUGAUGCAUUUAAAGUUGGCCUUUGAAAGAAUGAGGAAGCAUGGUCUGAAGAUGAAUCCUUUAAAAUGUGCAUUUGGUGUUUUUGUUGGAAAUUUUCUAGGAUAUUUGGAGCAUGAACGAGGUCUGGAAGUGGAUCAAAACAAGGCAAGAAUUGUUAUUGAAGCAUAGCCGCCAAGAAGUAAGAAAGAAUUACAAAGAUUCCUUGGGCAAUUAAAUUUCUUGAGACGUUUUAUUUCAAAUCUGGCAAGAAAGACAAGAGGUUUUUUGUCACUGCUAAAGCUUAAAUAUGAAGCAUAUUUUAAAUGGGAAAAGCACCACCAAACUGCCUUUGAGGAAAUAAAGCAUUAUUUAUUAA